Messenger RNA from Eutrema salsugineum, 754 nucleotides. RefSeq lists its product as uncharacterized. The record is from RefSeq and is a predicted model, not a curated record. The transcript is spliced from 2 exons. Bases 172 to 630 code for a protein of 152 amino acids. NCBI's taxonomy places the organism in Eukaryota, Viridiplantae, Streptophyta, Magnoliopsida, Brassicales, Brassicaceae.
UUUUAGCCCAUCCCACUUCGUCGUAUUCAGCUAAAAAAACUCAGUACUGACUUUUUAAAAUUUGUUAGUUUUAUCCAAACUUUUCAAAAAGUCUCUCUUUCACAUUUGAUCUUUAGUUCCUUUAUCAAGGCAGGUCCAUAACACAACACUUGAUUCGGAGAUCAGUUAGAAAUGAAGUUUGAAGAAUCUCAAACGCUCUUACCCGUGAGAAAACCUGUAAAUGGCUGUUGUCUCAGCAGCAACCGCAAACGCGCUGGUUACAAGCUUUGGGUUUUAGUCGCGGUUCUCCUCUUGGCCUUAGGGUCUAUGUUAACCGGUUCCGUCUCUCUCAAAGGACUCGGUCUGUUCCACUCUGUUGACGGCGAAUUCGGAUUUCCCGUCGGCGACGAUCUCGACGUUCUGGAAAUUGAGGAGAGAGAGAAAGUGGUGAGGCAGAUGUGGGAUGUUUACGGACGCUCCGGCGGCGUAAGGAUUCCUCGGUUCUGGCGAGAGGCGUUCGAGGCGGCUUAUGAGUUUCUGGUCAGUGACUCCGCCGCCGUUCGAAACGGUGCCGUUUCCGAUAUUGCGAAGCUGUCUCUUGUUCGCUCUCUUAAGCCCGACUCUACUUCGGCCCAGCCCAAUCAUCAUUGAGUUUUGAAGACGGAAACCCACGAGAAUAACAUAAGAUUUUUAUUGUAUAUAAGAGUAUUUCUCGAAUAAUACCGAAACUGUAAUAUUUCUCAAUAAUAAUAAUUGGUCAUUCGAGGAGAGAAAA